Molecule: messenger RNA, 1437 nt
Organism: Cicer arietinum (chickpea)
Lineage: Eukaryota; Viridiplantae; Streptophyta; Magnoliopsida; Fabales; Fabaceae
Product: cysteine synthase-like
Molecular function (GO): cysteine synthase activity
Source: RefSeq, a predicted model, not a curated record
CAUCGUAUCAUCACUGAAUGAUUCUAAUUUAUCAAUUUCAAAACUUGCAUGUCCCUUUUUUGUUUGUGCAAAACGCAUGCAUCAUGGAAUUGCAUUGAUUUUAUUUUUUUAAUUUUCACUUGAAUCAGGAUCCUCAAUUUUGAUAACUGUUGAUGGCAAUAAAACCGUUGUAGUGAGCUGAUACCAUGGCAGUUGAAGGGUCUGGAAUUGCCAAAGAUGUUACAGAAUUGAUUGGAAAAACCCCAUUAGUAUAUCUGAACAGAAUCGCAGAUGGUUCUGUUGCUCGGGUUGCAGCCAAACUGGAGUUGAUGGAGCCAUGCUCUAGUGUAAAAGACAGGAUUGGCUAUAGUAUGAUUGCUGAUGCAGAGGAGAAGGGGCUCAUUACGCCUGGCCAGAGUGUCCUCAUUGAGCCAACAAGUGGCAAUACCGGCAUCGGGUUGGCCUUUGUAGCAGCAGUCAAAGGCUACAAGCUUAUCAUUACAAUGCCGGCUUCAAUGAGUCUUGAAAGAAGAACCAUUCUUCUAUCUUUUGGAGCUGAGUUGGUUCUGACAGAUCCUGCAAAGGGAGUGAAAGGUGCAAUUCAGAAAGCUGAAGAGAUAUUGGCCAAGACUCCAAAUGCCUACAUCCUUCAGCAAUUUGAAAACCCUGCCAAUCCAAAGGUGCAUUAUGAAACCACAGGUCCAGAGAUAUGGCAAGGCUCCGGAGGGAAAGUUGAUGCAUUUGUUAGUGGUAUAGGUACUGGUGGUACUAUAACAGGUGUUGGUAAAUAUCUUAAAGAGCAGAAUCCCAACAUCAAGCUAUAUGGUGUGGAGCCAGUUGAAAGUCCAAUAUUGUCUGGAGGAAAGCCUGGUCCACACAAGAUACAAGGGAUUGGCGCUGGUUUUGUUCCUGGGGUAUUGGAUGUUAGUCUUCUUGAUGAAGUAGUUCAAAUAUCAAGUGAUGAAGCAAUAGAAACUGCAAAGCUUCUUGCCCUUAAAGAAGGCCUAUUUGUUGGAAUAUCAUCUGGAGCUGCGGCUGCAGCUGCCAUUAAGAUAGCAAAGAGACCAGAAAAUGCUGGAAAGCUUAUUGUUGUUGUUUUCCCUAGCUUUGGUGAGAGAUACCUGUCCUCUGUGUUGUUCGAGUCGGUGAGACAGAAAGCCGAAAGCCUGACUUUUGAACCCUGAAUUCCAGUUGAAGGCUGUAAUUUAAAUCGGUACUGAUUUCUAGAAUGGAUUUUCACUAGCGAGCAUAAAAAAAUACUUCAAAAUAAAAGAAUAAUAAUUGUUAGUUCUUAAUAAGAUUCCUGGAUUUAUUCCGUAUUCAACGUUUAGUUUCAUUAUCUGAUGAGAAUUUCCAAAAUAUAUUUGGAAUUCUUUAAUAGCUAUAUUAAUGUAGUAAAAUUAAAUAACUUAAAUGUAUCUCUUAAUCGAGUGGUUGCAAUACUUUAGUUGAAAAUAA